This is a messenger RNA of Vigna unguiculata (cowpea), 2574 nucleotides long. RefSeq names its product rho guanine nucleotide exchange factor 8-like. Gene Ontology annotation, molecular function: guanyl-nucleotide exchange factor activity. The record is from RefSeq and is a predicted model, not a curated record. NCBI's taxonomy places the organism in Eukaryota, Viridiplantae, Streptophyta, Magnoliopsida, Fabales, Fabaceae.
AUAUGGUUUGCACACUAAGUUUGUUGUGUUCUAAUUAUAGUCACCUCUUUUUGUUGCUCUCCGUAAAUUAAUCCAAAAUUCUUUUGAAAUUAACAGAAAACAUGACAACCAUUGAAUGUGUUUGUCUAAAUGCCAUUUUCUUCAUCCUUUCUCUCGUUCAACUUCUUUUCCUUCAAUUUGUUUUUGCAUUUUUGGCAUCAAUAAACAACUAUAGUUAGAUUAAUGGUUUUUCCUUUCAUUUAUGGAAAUCAAUGGCAAGUACGAACCUCUCAUCAAUUCAUUCAGAAAAAAACUCAACAGAUUACUGCCCUGCCAUUUUUUUCCUUUUACCUUGUCCUCAAACUAGCCACGCUAUUUUCUGCUUCAAACACAAACACCACAAUUCUAUGAAACAACGUCAAGUUAUUCAUUUUCUCUUAAGUUGCUUUUCUGACAUCCUUUGACAUACUUUUUUAUAGAAGGGGUUCUUGUUUCUCUCGUUGAUCAAACAGUACUCUAAAGGAAGUAAAACAUCAAGAAGAGGGAACUCAUCAAAGGUGGCUUCAGAGCCAACAUUUCACCAUCCAAUUACUUGUUCCUUUGUUUUUUUUACAAAAACAAAGGUAACAGCGUGACACUCAAAGAAGGUCUGAUCAACGAUGGUUCGAGCUUUUCAUCACCAUAGUGGCAUGCAGAAGUCCAAAUCUUUUCAUUUCAGAAGGAUGUUUGAUUCGGGGAAGCAUAGUCAUCAUCAUGGUCAUUGUUCAGUUGAUAGGGACCAUGAUGAUGGAGGCGAGAGUGAUAGGAUAUACUCAAAAAGCCUUGAUUCUAGGAGCUCAUUUAGUCACUCCACGGAUUUUCAUGUCCCAUUUAGCGAUCACAGUCCAGCACCAAGCUUGGGAGUUGAACCACCUAGAAUGCCUCCAAAGAAACCAACUGACAGUGACUUGAUGAAGGAAAGGUUUGCUAAGUUGCUUUUAGGAGAAGACAUGUCAGGUGCAGGGAAUGGUGUUUCUUCAGCAUUGGCUCUAUCAAAUGCCAUAACAAACCUGGCUGCAUCUGUUUUUGGACAAAUAUCAAAGCUGGAGCCAAUGCCCUCAGACAGAAAGGCCAGGUGGAGAAAAGAAAUUGAGUGGCUUCUUUCUGUCACCGAUCAUAUUGUUGAAUUUGCUCCAUCACAACAAAUAGCUAAGGAUGGAACAUGCAUGGAGAUCAUGACUACUAGGCAACGAAUUGAUCUGCUCAUGAACAUCCCCGCCUUGCGCAAGCUUGAUGCAAUGCUCAUUGACACCUUACACAACUUUAGAGAUCAAAAUGAGUUUUGGUAUGUCUCUAAAAAUGACGAGGAUCCUGAUAGUGUCUCUAACAACAGGAAGAGCGACAAAUGGUGGCUACCAACAGUUAAAGUUCACCCAACAGGGCUGUCUGAAGGGGCCGUAAAAUGGCUACAGUUCCAGAAGGACAAUGUUAACCAAGUGCUUAAAGCAGCCAUGGCAAUAAAUGCUCAAAUACUAUCAGAAAUGGUGAUCCCUGAAAACUAUAUUGAGUCUCUCCCCAAGAAUGGUAGAGAAAGCCUUGGUGAAUCAAUCUACAAGAGCAUUACAGUGGAAUACUUUGAUCCUGGGCAAUUUCUCUCAACAAUGGACAUGUCCACAGAACAUAAGGUGCUUGACCUCAAGAAUAGGAUGGAAGCUUCCAUUGUGAUAUGGAAAAGGAAGAUGAUCAAUAAGGAUAACAAGUCUUCCUGGGGUUCAGCAGUGAGCAUAGAGAAGAGGGAACUCUUUGAGGAGAGAGCUGAGACAAUAUUGCUGAUGCUCAAACAUCAGUUCCCAGGGCUUCCACAAUCUUCACUUGACAUUAGCAAAAUACAAUACAACAAGGAUGUGGGACAAGCCAUCCUAGAAAGCUACUCAAGAGUAAUAGAAAGCCUGGCUUACACAGUUUUGUCAAGGAUUGAGGAUGUCUUGUACGCUGAUUCAGUGGUAAAGAACCCUUCAUUGGCAGUGAGCAGCAGAAGGGUUUCAGCGGAUUCUUUACCAAUGUCUGGGAGAACUUCCCCAAACUCUGAGGAUGAAAAUGCCAACUUUCACUCUUCAGAUACACCACCUUCAAUGACUCUCUCAGAUUUCAUGGGUUGGACUUCAAUCAAAGAGGAGUUGGACGGAAAGAACAGUAACACCAGUGGAGAUUUAGAGGACUGUGUGGACGAAAAAGAUGAAAAGGAUGCAACUAAAUCUCCUGAUUGUGCUCAGAAAUCUUCCCAUUUGGACAAGCUUGAGUACUCGAAUGGUUCAAAAGCUCCCGUAGCUCGACAUUAAUAUCAAUAACAAAUUGGAAUGGGGAAGGGAGAAGAAAUAUUAGAAAUAUUGGAACACAUUAAAAGAGAAGCUACUGUGUAAACACUCAUCUAGGCUUUGGUUAUGCAGGAGUAUGAUCCAACUUAUGCUUCUUCUUAUAACCCUUUUGUACAUUAUCUCAUUCAGACUUAGGUUGUGUAAUUACUGGCCUGGUUGUAACUUAUUUAUAUCUUUACUUCAAAAUAGUGGAAGAUUGAUAGUCCUGGUAAAAUCACUGUUGAAAUAUUCACCCUUAAUA